GGGGACCUUUACAUUUAACUUUAAUAGCUUUGGCAGAUGGGCGUACCAGAUUGCGUUCGAUCCGGUACGCACGUCUGUUAAAGCUUUUAUACGUCAAAUUAAAUUUGUAUAUCUGUGGUACUUGCUAAUGUCAUAAUCCAUCCAAUCCAUUUUCAUUUAGUCUGUUUCUAAAUAAAAACAACUGUUUAGUAAAUAGCUCAAUCAAGAUUUCAAGUGUUUUUCCCUUACUGCAUCAAUAUAAAUUUAGGUUCUACAAAUAACUAAUUGCGACAUGCCUAUUUAAUACAUUUUGGCUUUCUUCACACAAUUCGCAAGGUUAACUUCUCCGUAAAUGGAAUGGAACUUUGAAGACUACCACUAAUCAUGGACUUAAUCAGAAGAUCAUGGAAACUACAGGAAUUUGUCGCCCACAAGGCGAAUGUCAACUGUUUGGCCAUGGGGCAUAAAUCCAAUCAAGUUCUAGCCACUGGUGGCGAUGACAAAAAAGUUAAUCUAUGGGCCAUUGGCAGGCAAAGUUGUUUGAUGAGUUUAAGUGGGCACACUACCCCAGUAGAAUGUGUGUGUUUUGGCCACUCUGAAGAUUUAGUCUGUGCCGGCUCACAGACUGGAGCUCUGAAAAUAUGGGACUUGGAGGCAGCAAAGCUACUCAGAACAUUUACAGGACACAAAGGAGCUAUUAAGUGUAUGGAUUUCCAUCCAUACGGGGAUUAUUUAACCACAGGCUCUUGUGACAAUAAUAUCAAACUGUGGGAUACAAGGAAAAGAGGCUGUAUUGUGACAUAUUCCAGUCACAGACUUGCUGUAAACAGUUUGCAGUUUAGCCCGGAUGGACAAUGGAUUGCCUCAGCAUGUGAAGAUGGCAUUGUCAAAGUGUGGGAUGUAAGAGUGGGCAAGGUUCUGCAGGAGUUUAGAGAGCACACAGCAGCCGUGACUUGUGUAAAGUUCCACCCCCACGAGUUCCUGCUGGCCAGCUGCGGUAUGGACAGGACUGUCAACUUCUGGGAUAUGGAGAAAUUUCAAUUGGUAUCUAAGUUUGAAAAGGAGAACACUUCUAUUAGGUCUAUGGUGUUCAGUGAGGAUGGCACAACGCUUCUGGGGUGUGGUAAUGACGGAUUGCAUGUGAUUGGCUGGGAGCCCGCUCGAGUGUUUGACACUGUACAUGGCCACUGGGGCCAAAUACAUGACAUCACAGUUGCCCAUACACAACUUAUUGCUGGAUCAUUUCAUUCAACCUAUGUGUGUUUGUCAGUGGUUGAUCUCAAUAAAGUCCAUCCAUUUGGAGGCCCGCCACCAGUGACACCACCUGUAGUUCGAGAUUUGUCACCCUUCCAAAAAGGACAGUCUGUCAGAAAAAGUUUCUCAAAGGAAAAACCAUCUAAAGAAGUGAUCCAUAAGUCAACACCCCUGGAUGAGAAGACCGCCGAGGAGUCUACGUCCGGCACCGAGGCGGACGAGGACGGCGCGGUCAUAUCCAACAUUCAUGACUACACAGAAAUUUUUCGGCCUUCCAGGGCAUUGAAUCGCACGCCACCACCAGCAACUAGUUUAUCCUCUGAAGAUUACUCACUACCAACCGAGGAGUGCGUGGGCAAGGACGGCGCGGGGCUGAGCGGGUCGCUGCGCGACCUGCUGCUGGCCGAGCCGCCGCGCCCCCUGCUGCUGGCCGAGCCGCCGCGCCCCCUGCUGCUGGCCGAGCCGCCGCGCCCCGCGCCCGCGCCGUCGCCGCCGCAGCGCCACCGCGCCGACUACUCGCGCAUACCCACAUCCACUACUGUCAAAGCGGAGUCCUUUUCAAGGUCGGUGGAGAACAACGCUAAAGAGGAUAACACAUUCACAGCGCCGCCUAAGACUGCUUCCCGGGACUAUGUCAUGCCUCAGCCGCACGCCGCCAACUCGCUUAACCGACAUAACUCAUGUAAAGAAUCUAAAUCUACCGACACGUCAACGGGUAACCUAUUAAGAUCCAGCAAUAGUGAAAUGUCAUUAGUACCACCGUCACUGGGACCACGGUCUCUUUCAUUCACCAGGACGUCUUCAGACACAACAAGGCGAAGAGUAGAUAAUAUAGUAAGGGAGACCGUGGUGGUGUCUCGGCCUACAGAGCCGGAUGAGCCGGAGUUCGUGCCCUUUGCCUCAGACAGACCCGUUGGGUUGGACCUCGACGAAUUUUUACCAAGGGCGCUAGCGGUGGGCGGCGCGCGGCGCGGUGUACGCGGCGGGCCCGAGCCCAGCGAGCAGGAGGUGCUGGGCGUCAUGAUGCGCGGACACGACUCCAUGAUGGCCGUGCUCAGCGCCAGGCAGCGGGCGCUGCAGAUAUUCCAUUCAGUUCGAGUCAAUAAAAAUCUGAAAAUUGCCUUAGAAUCAGUAAUCGCUCUGGAGGAUACAUCAGUAAUUUUAGAUAUUUUGAACGUCAUGGCGCAUAAACCGUCACUCUGGAAUUUAGACAUUUGCCUUUUAAUGCUUCCUAAAAUAUACGAAUUGUUGCAGAGCAAAUAUGAAUCGUACAUGCAAUGCGGCUGCAACGCGCUCCGGCUGAUCGUGCGCAACUUCUCGUCCGUGGUGCGCGCCAACGUGUCGGCGCCGGUGCGCACGCUGGGCGUGGACAUCCCGCGCGAGGAGCGCUACGCCAAGUGCGCGCAGAUCCACCGCCUGCUGCUCGACGUGCGCGCCUUCCUGCUCAAGCGGCAGACGCUGCAGGGCCGGCUCGGCGCCGCCUUCCGCGACCUCCACACGCUCAUGCAGCAGGGGCUCGACUGACCGUCGCAACCGCGUCUCGGUUAUAUAACAUGCCAUAGACGAGACCUAUAGUACACGUAUACGGUUGAGCAUAUCGUGGAAAGUAUGUUUACUAUACUUCUUAUGUCUAUACAUACGAUGCAUUUUUAAGUGGCCUUUUAAUUAAGUAUUAAAUUGAUGUAUUUUGUGAAUAUUUCCGGAAAAUGUAUACGCGACUAUACAUUUUUUUCUAUACUGCCUUUUUGGUUUCCUGACUGGCAAAUAGACCUAAAUAUGUAACAUUUUAGUUUUUGUGUAAGAAACUUAUGAAUAUGAACAGUUUUAUAAGAGAGAGAAUCCCUUAUACCCUCUAUGAAAUUAAAAAAGUAUUAAAUUUGUCAUCAUGGACCCCAGGAAUAUACAUUAAAACGGGCAUAUUUCCAUGUUUGUCUUAAGAUUUAUUCUAACUCAAUUUCGGGCUACCGUUUUUAUGCCCACCAGUUGGCGCCACUGUAGAGUGAGGUCCAGAAAAACAAUCGCAAUAUUCUGCUAUGCUAAUUAAAAAUAAUAAUAUGUUCUAAUAUACACAAAGGUAUUUUAACGUCUAAAUUUGCCUUUUAUAAACCUGUUUAUUUUUGCAUAUAGUUUAGAUGGCUCUUUUUUUAAACCACUAUAAUAUUUCUUCUUCUAAUGUUUACAUUGAUUAAUCGAUCAAGGUUGGAAUUCUGUGCAUUUGACAUUUUGGAAGACCUUCGUCUACACUAGCGCCACUAACGGCCAAAUUAAAGGCGAUAGCCUAGCCCUCAUUGCUUCUUAACUUUAAUUCCGUCCCUCUUUAGUUACAGCGGCCCAUUAGUAAUAAGUAGGUAUUUAGUAUGAUUUUAUAAUUAACAAAUUGAUCUUUAUUUUUUAUCAUGAGACUCAUUAUCGCUACACCUUAUAAAACAAAGUCCCCCGUCGCGUUUGUUUUUUGUACGUAUGUAUGUUUGCGAUAAAUUCAAAAACUAAAUGGAUUUUCAUACGGUUUUCACCUAUCAAUAGAGUGAUUCCUUAGGAAGAUUUAGGUGAGUAAAUUCUUAAGGUUCUACCCAUGUAUUUUAUUAGAUAACUAUACUUGAUUGUAUACAUUUUGUACUGCAAAGUGUAUCCAUUUUCAGCGCUGGUAUUAUUCUUCUAUCAUCUAUGACUAUCACUCUUUAGUGGGAUGUUUUCAAAACCGACUCAAUUAAGUUUAUAACAUGUACUUAACUCAUUAACUAUGACCAUGACAACAAACAUUCCUAAAUCUGUGCUGUGAAACGGGAAAGUUUUAGCCAACUCGAAUAAAUAAGAAUUUUACUAAUACCAGCGCUGCUAAUGGAUACACUUUGCAAAAUUUAUACAAUUGAGUAUAGUUAUCUAAUAAAAUACAUCGGUAGAACCUUUAUCAUGAAUUUUAUAGUUUCAAAAUUUUAUACAUUUUUUUAGUCCAAUCAAAUUGAAUUGUGUUAGGUUAGGUACCUUUAUUAGUAUGUAUUAGGACUAUUAGGUACCUAGUAACCUGGCUAUCUUUUAUUUAAAUCUUGUCAGCUAAAUUUAAAAUAUGACUUAGUCUGAGAGAUUAGUUUUGGUUUACUUCAGUGAUUUUGAAGCAAUCUCAUCUAAUGCAACCAUAUCAGGUUCAAGCUCAUUAGUCUCAAGGUCCACAUUUAAAAUAACACCUACUGUCUAGGCUGUCAAAAUAGCUGCCAACUUCCCUUAACACCUUAAAAAAAAUUCAGAAAAUUCCUGUAACAAGAACCCAUGUCUACUUACAACUGAAAUUCCCAUACAAACUAUUAAGGGAAAAUUUGGUCAGGCAGUAAUUUGACAAUUUUUCAUUGGUUUUGUGGUUGCAUUGUGAUUUUGUUCGUUAAAUAAUGUUUAUAUGGCAGUAUAAUAAGAUACACCCUAGUCUAGAGUUGAACCAGGAGAAAAACAGAUAUGUGUAUUGCUUUAACACUUUUACUUGUUAUACUGUUGGUUCUAUGCUUCUAGGUCAGAUACAGGCAGUACAGUGAACUGCCAUGCCAGAAAAUUGAUGAAUUGAAUAAUACUUACAUCAAUGUUCAUUUUGUUUUAGUAGAUGCAAUAGUUUGUCAUCUAUGUAGGGUAGUUGUACAGAUUACACAUGCAUGUUUUAAUUUAAGUGAUUAGACAUCAAAUGAUAAUUGAAUAGACUGAAUAAUCAUGUAAAAACUUGACAAAAUAAUUAUUUAACUUCCAAGACUAACUAAAUCAACUGAAAUAAAUACCAUUUUCAAUAUC
Molecule: messenger RNA, 5001 nt
Organism: Cydia pomonella (codling moth)
Lineage: Eukaryota; Metazoa; Arthropoda; Insecta; Lepidoptera; Tortricidae
Product: katanin p80 WD40 repeat-containing subunit B1-like
Exons: 16
Coding region: 364-2757 (797 amino acids)
Biological process (GO): microtubule depolymerization; microtubule severing
Cellular component (GO): katanin complex
Molecular function (GO): microtubule binding
Source: RefSeq, a predicted model, not a curated record